Messenger RNA from Sorex fumeus (smoky shrew), 1887 nucleotides. It is a transcript of the gene GABARAPL1, whose product is annotated as GABA type A receptor associated protein like 1. Bases 258 to 611 code for a protein of 117 amino acids. Lineage: Eukaryota; Metazoa; Chordata; Mammalia; Eulipotyphla; Soricidae. Gene Ontology annotation, biological process: cellular response to nitrogen starvation; autophagosome assembly; autophagy of mitochondrion. Gene Ontology annotation, molecular function: ubiquitin protein ligase binding; GABA receptor binding. The transcript has 4 exons. Gene Ontology annotation, cellular component: cytosol; autophagosome membrane; autophagosome. The record is from RefSeq and is a predicted model, not a curated record.
GGAUUUCUCUAACCUGUCGGUCCCUGGUGUCUCUCUAGACCAGCCGCCCCGAGACAGCCUUUCUGCCUGCGAGCUCGGCCCUGCAUCCUCCUCGCGCGGGGAGCCGACCCUGCUUCCUUCUGCCCGCGAUCUUGCGGCCGAUUGCAAAUUUGCAAGCCGGGAGCGAGCCGGGGAGAGGCGCGCGGGUUGCUGCGAGCGAGUAGGCAGGCCCCGCCGGUGGGAGUGGAGAAUCUCAAGAAACCCUGCGGUGGUCCACCAUGAAGUUCCAGUACAAGGAGGACCAUCCUUUCGAGUAUCGGAAAAAGGAAGGCGAGAAGAUCCGGAAGAAAUAUCCGGACAGGGUCCCUGUGAUCGUGGAAAAGGCCCCUAAAGCCAGGGUGCCUGAUUUGGACAAGAGGAAGUACCUGGUGCCCUCGGACCUCACUGUUGGCCAGUUCUACUUUUUAAUCCGGAAGAGGAUCCACCUGAGACCUGAGGACGCUCUCUUCUUCUUUGUCAACAACACUAUCCCUCCCACUAGCGCGACCAUGGGCCAGCUGUAUGAGGACAACCACGAGGAAGACUAUUUUCUGUACGUGGCCUACAGUGAUGAGAGCGUUUACGGGAAGUGAUUGGCGGAAGCCCAGCAGAUUGGGAGCACCUGGACUCGGGGGUAGAGAAGGGGGGGUGUGUGGGAUUUGGGGGACGAAAGGGGGGCUCCCACCAUGGAGGAGACAGAAGGUGAAGACAUCUGGAAACACUAUACCGCACACACCGUCAUCAUAUUUUUACAUGCUCAAUUGAUAGAUUUUGCUGCUUCCUCGGCCCAGGGAGAAUGCAGGUCAAGACAGAGCUUUGGGGUUGGCUUUGCCAGACGACGGAAGGGGGGAUCAGACCUCUCAGUGUGGCUGUGAUUUCAUGGAAGAGGCAGGUGGAGGGCAAGUUGGGGCCAGAGAUAAUUGCGGACCACCAAUUAUUUUCCCGUUCUCCUUACUCACGGGGCAGAUUUUCUCCCAUCUAAUUGGCACACACCCGGUAGAGAAAAGGGUUGGGAAUGUUUUAGGAUUCCAAAGAGGGGACCAUACUCGGGGACCAAAAGAGACUGUUGUCACUAAGGCUUUCUGAGCCCUGAUCUUUCCCCAUCCGCACACUCACUCCCCCUCAUCUCAUUCAGAAACUCCCACACAAACAUCACAGUUACCACUUGCUCUGGGGUGGGGAGGGAACAUCCGAUACCCUUGUUUCCAUGGCGCUCUCUGAGCUUUUGGAAAAUCCUAGACCAGGCCCAAGGGAUGUUACGGUUAAGAAGAUGGUUUUGGGCAGCUUUCAACUGGAAUCCACUCAGUAUUGAGCAUCUCUGUCUAGCCUGCUCACUCCCUGAAGGCCUUUCCCUCCACACCCACUGGGACCAGAAGGAGCCUCAACCCUGUCCCAGCCCAGGCUGUGGCCCCUGCUCCAGCCUCGUCCAAACGUCCCUAGGGAGGGACAAACAUCUUUUCGGUAGGGGAGGGUAGAUACGGGGUACAGCUGAUUUAGUCUUGUCCCCACCUCCCCCCAGUCCAGAAUUCUCGCUGUUUCUCCCCUCCCCCACCCCCUCUUACUGUUUUCCCUUCUGUCUCAGACACACAGAAACGCUAAUUGAUGGCCAGCUGCUUCCCUCUUGUGAUUUUUCUUUGACCGCAGCUGCUAGUUAGGCAAAUUGAAGAGGAUGCCUUCCACCCCCCCAUCCCCCACCCCUCACCCCCAGUAAUUCAGGGGAUUCUGAUUAUUUUGAUCAUUUUUCACUUUACGUAGGGGGUAUGGCAUGGGCGGGGGUGGGCGCAGGAAUUGCACACGGGCCUGACAUUUCCAUUCAUCUCUGCUCAAGGAAAGGGGUUCACACAGAUGGGGGGGUGGGAGGGGACGCUG